This is a messenger RNA of Ostertagia ostertagi, 1623 nucleotides long. The record is from the annotation of a GenBank genome assembly. Lineage: Eukaryota; Metazoa; Nematoda; Chromadorea; Rhabditida; Trichostrongylidae.
AUGCCAAAUUUUUAUUUUUUCUUCAGAAAUGGUCAAUUGAAUGAACGAUCGGACAUGUUAGACGUACUGGUUUCAAUAUUCACCUUUUUACCACAUUUCAAUUUUCACUUCAAGCGAAUUCCUAACAACUUUAACCUCACAUGGAAUAGUGAGUAUAUGCAGAGUCUUGUACUCCAUGCUGCUGCCAGCGCUUUCGUCACUGUUCUCCUGCUUCUCACCAUUGUAAUCACAUGGGUUUGCCAAUGCUGUUCUCAUGAAGUACCAGCUGGAAAGUCACGACGAAAAGUGCGACAGCUAUCGACGAUCUUAUUUAUUCUCAGUGUAUUGUGCUUUAUCUUUCUCGGAUUCUGUUUAUUCGGAAACGAACACUUCAAUCGAGGUGUUACCAAAUCGUUGAAUGGAAUAGCUGAUGUGAAUCGUGGAUUUAAGCUUGCCAUUGCCCAGACGACCGGUUUGAACGAUACGUGCCAGAAUGCAACGAUCCAUCUCAAGAAUCUUGAGGAAAUCGUACACGUGAAAAGCAAGCAGCCUGGACUCAACAAGACGCUGGUGGUGCAGACGGAUACUAUGUUAUCGUUGAUCUCAAAUGGAAUGGAUUCAGCACAGGAGAAAUUGAAUGCGCUUCAGAAAACGUUGGCUGAAGUGAGCUUCCUGGAAUGGGCUAAUGUGUACGGAGAACGUAUUGAACUUGAACGAUGGAUGCUGUUCGUCACCUUGCUUUCCAUCAUGAUGUGCGUGCUGUUUGCUGGCGUGAUCUCAUUUUGUCGCCAAUCCAAGAAGGGUGCCGUCGUGUUUUCUGGUCUUGGCAUCGUCAUAUUUUUCGUCGUCUGGACGCUGUUCUGUCUCGUCUUACCUUUGACAGUGGCGCUCGUCGACUUCUGUACUUCUGGUGGCGAAUAUAUGCAGUCGAAGCUCAGUCACCCGAUGUUGAACGCGAUGGAGUUCUACCUUAACUGUGACGCUCGACCAACUCAUGACAAUGUACCGCCAGUGAUGGGUGCGACGAACAUCAGUGACACUCUGAGCGCGUUCCAAGCGAACCGAACUCGGCUUGAUUCACUUCUCGACAUGACUUUUAAGCAUGAUUCAACGGUGUCCAACUCGUCAUCUCUCCUGGCUUCCGAUACGAUCAGAGCUUUGAAAGGUAUUGGAGCUCUCGAAUCUACUCUAGCUUGCUAUGGUUAUAGAGACAGUGUUCGAGCAAUGCAUUAUGGAGUUUGCAACCAAGCCAUCAUCGGAUCAUCAGUGCUCACAUUUUGUCUCCUGUCGUUGGGCUUAUUCCUAUUCACGUUGCUGGUGAUAGUUUCACGAUCCUGGAACCUUUUCACUAGAUUACCUUCUGAUUACGUCGAAGUGGAUGAGGAUGACCCGUUUUUCCCUCGCGCUAAUGAUUCCAUGAUACCAGUGGACAUCUACGGAACGCAUGUGUUCAAUCCACGAACACGGGAUCGCAUCGAGCCAUCAACAAACACUACAACUGCCACGGGAAACGGCUCUGGCGAUGAUCAAGCAGCUCAACUUUGGAAUACCGCCAGUGCUCCACCUGUUGCUCUGAGCUCCGCACGGUCGCCGUACAAUGAGAAUUGUUAUGGGAACUAUGUGAACAAUCGAUACGAUGUUUAG